AGAAGCUUGGAGGCCCAAACGGGGGGGGGCGUUCGGGCUUUGACCGAUAUGGCAAGUUGACAUCCAGGCCCCUUCGUGGGCCACGUGGCUGAUGCCACAAGAGGGCUCGGAGCCCUUGAACUUUGGCUUGGAGCGGGAACUCACCUAUGCAGGGCAUUUGACGCCUGCAGUACAGCUGGUACCCUUGGUCAAGCGGACCUUUGCUUCAGCCGAUGAAACCCAUAUUCGAGUAUGGGGUCCAGCUGGGGACUUGGCCAAGUUUGCUUUUCCUUCGAACCGACGGUCUAUGGUGUCUGCCAUGACUUUUUGUCCCAACUUCUCGACGAUUGUCACGGGCGAGGUGGACAUGACCCUGAAGUGCUAUUCGCUGAGCCUGGAUUUGGUGGAAUCUUUUGCACUGGAGCAGGCCCGGCUGGCUUUGAGAGGCAAAAGCGAACGCAAAGCCAGCGGCAAGGUCACCUGCUUGGAGUGCCUCUCCACUGCAGGGAGCUUCAUCCUUGCUGGCAGCGAAUGCGGUUGUGAGCUGUGGCAACUGACCAAAUCUCGGGAGAGACGAUUGAAUACGUCCAAGCUGCGCGGCCUUGAGUAUCAUCUACAGUUAAACUUGAUGAAACAGAUCACCACAGAGCCGGUGCACCGAAUCGUCUGCACUGCAGAGCAGAGGGUGGUUGUGGCGGGAUACAAGACCGUGAUCGUCUUGGACAGUGAGUUGAAUUUGGUGGCGUCUUGCAACAUGCCCUUUGUGUGUUGUGCACAUUUGCACAUGCGCUCAUCCAGUCAAGCUCAGAUGAUCACAGGUGCCGCCAAUGGAGCCGUCCAGUUGUGGAGCAUCCAGGCGUUUGACGCCCGUCCUGGGACAGAUGCUGUGGCUGAUGGCGUGGGCACAAGGCUAGAGCACACUUUCUACGGUCAUACACGGCCUGUUGAGAUGGUCUCCUUUUACCACCGGCCUGAGAAAGCUGUGGCGCAGAGCUUUGCAGUGUCCUGUGGUUUGGACCUUCGGGUGCAGGUGUGGAGCCUGGACAACUUCUUGUGCAUUUACACCCUGGAAAUCAAUCUUACCGACUCGAAGGCGCAUGUUUUCCCGAUCUCACCUCAUUUGUUCGCUGUGAGCUACACUAUUGGAGGAAGCACGGGCGAUGGGCAAAAGGGAGCUAGCGUGGCUCUAAUUCGCUUCAACGCUCACUAUGCCUCUCCAUUUGCCACGACCACAGGUAGUGCAGUGGUCCAAAUUGCACAACCACCAUAUCACUCUCAGUCCUUGGAGACAAAGGGUGAGAACAAGGUUGAGCCACUUUUGGCGAGCGCUGCAGUAUUGGCAUUUGAGGAUAUGGCCAUCCGUGUUUAUUCAGCAAAAUCCAAAGCAUUGCUAUCAACUUUGCCGCCACCUCCAAACAGCGAGGUGCAAGUUCUGGAGGUGUUUGUUUGCCCCGUUUGGCAGCUUCUAAUCCUUUGGCUCAGUUCCGAAGAGGUUGCGAUUUUCUACGUGCCAGCAGCACCACUGGAAAAGAAGCAAUCCAAAGUGGAGGAGAAAGUGCCGCGAAGCCGAGCAGCAACACCGUUGCUUCUGCGGCGCUUUGGUAUUGUGGAGGUGCGGACUCUGAUGCUCGACAAGGACCUCUCCCGUGAAAACUUUUGCUGCGUGUCAAUCUAUUACGGGCCGCUUCCCAAAGGCGACACCCUUAUGCACACCGUCAAGGUUGCGCAGCAGGUGCUUGCCGAGGACAGUUCUCCAGCAUCCCCUCGAAGGCACAUGCCUCGGCAGACUCCACCCAGAGGGCGUGAUUGGUAUUUGCUGGUGGGCACACGUCAAGGCACACUCCAGGCUUUCGACAUCGCAGAGUUGCUCUCUGACUUGCCUGUGUGGUCAAGGAUCCUUGCUCAUCUUCCAAGAGAAGCUGCAGCAUCAUUCUUGCGUCGACCAAAAAGGAAUGGCCGCAGGGCUGGAAAGUUUAAGGUGCCGGAAGAGAAUGAUGCGCGUCUCGCUGAAAUAGAGCAGGAGCACUUGGAUGCCAUGGAGCUCUCACGAGCACCAGGACAACGGCCGUUUCCCAAGCACAGUGACGUCCCUCUUUUCAGCCGCUGGAGGCGUCAUGAUUAUGCCAUUGAGGUGGUGAAAUCCAUCGCAGAUCGGAUUUUGACCAUUGACACCAAACGCAACUUGAAGGUCUGUCGUGCGGAAGACAGCCGAUGCUUGUUCUGCUUCCAACUGCCUGAUUUCUCCUGUUUGACGCCGCACUUGUCUUAUUCGCAGGUCAAUGCUCAAACUGGACGAGAGGAGGAGUUUUCGCUUCUCGGAGUUGUGAUGGGCAACACUCGCGGCUCGUUGGAGCUGGUGUCAAGGAUUGUUGGAGCAUUUUUCCUCGGAAGGAAGGUAGAGCUUCCUGUUGAUCAUGAAGACCCAGAGGUGUCGUUCUCACAUGCAUCCCAUGGUGGUGCUGUCUUGCAGGUGGACUUCCUCCUUCCAGCAGAGAUUUUUGUAUCGGUAGGCGAAGAUGACACUCUUCGCUUUUGGUCUUCCAGCUUGUAUUUGCUGCGGGAGGUGUUCUUUCCUCAAGCAUGUACUUCAGUGGCCUUUAUGAAGUUGCCAGACAUGGACAUUUCUCAGGGUCAUGGAGAUGUGCUCGUGGGCUUCGCCGCACAUGUGGAGCAGAUGCCUUUGGACGUCUGGGCACGGGGAGUCAAGCAUGAGAGCCUUGGAGGCUCUACUCUAGAAAGUACCAUGAGAAGCUCUCAAGGUACUUCCAAGUCUUCAAAGGGCACGCAUUUUUCCAAAAGUGCGCAGGAGGAUGAUUCUGCGAUUCUAGAAGAGCUGGCUUUGGCGUGGGAACCACCGGGGCCGGAGGCUGCAACCAUCAAAGUUGAGGAUGUCAUUGUGCAGACGGAAAGUGAAGAAGCUUCUGUGCCCUGCGAAGUGGUCGUCGAAAAAGUGAGGACCGGUGCUGUCAUGGACUUCCGUGGGCCACCAGUUGUCCCGCUGGGUGUGCUUUGCAACAACGCUGCUGACAUGAUGGGUGUUCAGGAGCGUUUGGAGAGGCGCAUGAAGGAGAUGCCGUUCGGGCAUGAGCGGAGCAAAGAAAUCGAAGAAGGAGACUUCGAGUCUAUCACGCGCUACUACCAAGGCUACAACGACUGGACAGUGCUUCCCAGCGGCCUCCUCGAUGCGCCCCGGAGUUAUUCGAUCCGUGGGGUCACUGGACCGGAUGAAGUGGCCAUCGUCACUUCUGUGGGUCUCAACCUGCAUCAAAGCCACCUGCGCGCCGGCAAGAACACCUUCCAGCAGCCAGCCGGGGUUCAGGAGGAGGAAGAGGAGAUUCCAGAGCAGGUUGAGAUAGAGGAGGCCAAUAUUGAGGAAGCUGAGGCAUUGGAGGAAUCGCAGGCUUUGCAGAGCAUGGAGGUGAACCAAACCGACCAAACACCUCCCAGGACCGCCAGUCCACCCUCACGGCGGGUGACACCGCUUCUUCCUGAGAGGCCUGUCUCCCAACAUUCGCCGCAAAACUCCGCAAGGAGGCCAAGCAGCUGCGAAGGCUUCCAAUCUCAAGGCUUUGAAAGCGAGAAUCUGGAGCUGAUCGAGGAGGAUGAGGUUGAAGAAACGUGGAGGAACCUUCGCAUCGCUCGUGGCGUCCCCAAAAGAGCAGAUGCUCCGAAGCCUGUAGCGCAGAACAUCGGAAACACUGAUGCUGAUGUUGCACGCAUGCUGAAAGAGCGUGGUCGUUUGAUUGAUGCACCAGAUGAUGGCUUUGACUCAAACUUCUUGAGUCGCAUUACUGCGAAGAAGACAGACGUUACCUACUGCGGUGUUGACAACCUUCAGUCUGCACGUCGUCCAGCUCGAAGGGUGAUCAGAGACCCAGAUGACGACAUCCCAGAAGAGGGCAUCAAGCUGUGGACAACAACUGGACGUCUUCGCACUGGAAUACGGCAGCCCCCACAAAGGGCUUUGCCCCGGAGCUUCGUCCCUUUGCCGCCACAGCACUUGUGGGAGAGGGCGCCAGUUACUCGCUCUGAAGUCACAGAGAUGAAGAUCAUUGCGGCUGCACAGCAGCCGCCGGUGACUGACUGGGCUCAGGACCUGAUCCUGGAAUCUGCCGAAGCCAACAAGGCACGGCGGCAAAAGUUGCCCGCGGUUCCAGCUACCCCUAGGUCUGGAAGUAGCCUGACGACCUCGGAAUCUGCUUCUUCAGCAGCUCAGUUCUCCAGAGUGAGCUUUGCUCUCCCAAAAGGCAGCAACUUUUGAGACGGUCAGGAGCGCUGACGGGGGACACAACCAGUGAUGGUCCCAGCACGCUGAGGCUGUUUAUGCAAGGAUGUUUAAGGUGUC
Molecule: messenger RNA, 4324 nt
Organism: Durusdinium trenchii
Lineage: Eukaryota; Dinophyceae; Suessiales; Symbiodiniaceae
Source: the annotation of a GenBank genome assembly